AUACCAUUUAAUUUAAUUUUAUUUGUCACAAGUCAAAAGCGUAUUAUUUUGAAGCUUUAAUAUAAUUGGCUCGAAAUAUUAGCUUUCGAUUUAGCUUUAAACUGGCUUAACAUUUUGGUUUUACAUACAUCUGUAUGGAAGUCCAAAAGUAACAAAAUUAAAUAAAAAUUAAGUAAUAAUAAAGUACUAUUUAAAUGUGCCCUUCACCUACCCAUAGGGUGGCUAUCUCCAGCGGCCAUUGGGCCACCAGAGGCAGGGUACAGAGUGGACACACACACACACACACACACACUGACACAAACUCUCUCUCCUGAUGACAAUCCAGAGUUACCAAUGAAUCUAAAAGUCAUAUGUUUGGAUUAAAGGAGGAAGUCAGAGUACCAGUACAGAUCCCAUGACAUGCACAAGGAGAACAUACAAGCUCAAUGCAGAAAAACCCCAGUGUGAGUAAUUUAGAAAACGUCUUAAUUAGUUUCUGUAAUGCAAAUAUGUUAUAUUUUUCAUUUAGCAUGACAAAACGCCCCGCUUCAGCCACUGUCUUACCUCAAGCUCCUGUUGUCUCUUUAGAGAUGUUAGAAACUGUUUAUUAUGCUUGAUUAAACAAUUUACACAUGCAAAACUUUGCACCGCUACGAUUUUAUCUACCUUUAUGUGUUACUCAAAUAGAACCACUGAAAUCUCAACUCACUGUAAUAUUAAGAAGAAAACAGGAGGGAUCAUUAAACGGUUGUUCCGGUUUUUAAUGCUUUGCUUCCAUUGUUUUCGGUUUAAGUUAAUGUAAAGCAUUGCGUCUGGUUUGUUUUGCCAAUAAUCUUGUCGUAUUUAUCUGAAAAAAGAAAUAAAAUGUUUACUAUCAUUGUUAUUAUAAUUAGUGGGACAUUGUGGCACUGUAUAUUUCAAAGUCUACAACUGACUGAAAUCCGCAGGUUGCUGUCCGUGGUGCUGAAGCCUCUCCAAACACACACCUACAUUAAAGACAGCCUUUCACUGGAGGUUGCUUUGCGCAUGCGAUGAAGUAAUGCGGGGCCACUUGUUUAAACAGAUGGCCACAUCAAGAGCAGGUAGGCUGCAUACGCAUUUUUAUACAUACGCUGAAAACCGCUCAAACCGCACUUGCAGGCUUUAUUUUCCUGCCUGCCUGCCCGCCUCCGCUGCUUUGGUUGAACGCAACAGGCUGCAGCACCGAUGUGAUGUCUGUACGCUGAAAAGCCGCACCACCUGUAACUGCAGCCUCCCCACCUCUCCUUCAUCCUCCGGACUCCCCAUGCCGACACCGAGGAUGAAGAAGCAGAACGUCCGGACCCUCUCGCUCAUCCUCUGCAUGUUCUCCUACCUGCUGGUCGGCGCCGCGGUGUUUGACGCGCUGGAGUCCGAGUCGGAGAACUCCCGCAGGCGCAUCUUGGAGCAGAAGCGCAGUGAGAUGAAGAGGAAGUACCGCUUCUCCGAGGACGAUUACCGCGAAAUCGAGCGAGUGGUGCUGCAAGCGGAGCCCCACCGCGCCGGGAGGCAGUGGAAAUUUGCUGGCUCCUUUUAUUUUGCCAUUACUGUCAUCACGACCAUAGGGUAUGGACACGCUGCACCAGGAACAGAUGCAGGAAAAGUCUUCUGCAUGUUCUACGCUGUUCUUGGCAUUCCUCUCACUCUUGUGAUGUUCCAGAGCCUCGGAGAGAGAAUGAACACGUUUGUCCGCUACCUCCUCCACAAAAUGAAGCAGUGUCUGGGUUUCAGACGCACCGAGGUGUCCAUGGAGAACAUGGUCCUGGUGGGCUUCCUGUCCUGCAUUGGAACACUGUGUGUGGGAGCCGCAGCCUUUUCCCACUUUGAGGGAUGGAGCUUUUUCCAUGCAUACUACUACUGCUUCAUUACUCUCACCACUAUUGGCUUUGGGGACUUUGUGGCCCUGCAGAAGAAGGAGGACCUCCAGGAGAAAACGCCUUAUGUCGCCUUCAGCUUCAUGUACAUAUUGGUGGGGCUGACGGUAAUCGGAGCUUUUCUCAAUUUGGUGGUCCUGCGUUUCCUCACCAUGAACACCGAGGAUGAAAGACGGGAUGCUCAGGAGAGAGCUUCGCUCAAGAGGGACAAGGGUCUUUUAGAGGGGUCCACCGGCCUCCGCAUUGUAGGUGAACAGAGGGAGAGGACCAGCAGGGACAGCAUGGUGCACGGCCGCAGCCACAGCACACUCUUCCUCCCCAUGCAAGAGGGAACCAGUCGCACCAACCUCAUCCCUUCCCCAGCUGAGGACACAGAGAGGCAGGAACGUCCCUGCAGGCACAGGCUGCAUUUUCGGAUCAAGCCAGGAAGACGGAGGGAGGAGACGAGCGUCAGCUCCCUCUGCUCCUCCUGUGUGUGUUACCGCUCAGAGGUUUGUGACGACCCUGUGGUGAACCACAGCAAACACCACAGAGGCCACGUUAACUCAGUUUACUACAACUCAGUCUCCUAUAGGAUCGAGGGCUGCUCGUCGAGAUCCAAGGACAAUACUGGACUCUCCUCCCCUGGAAGCACACUGUCGCCUGAGCACAGCUUCCAGGAGUUCAGUAGUUUAAGGAGGAAGUCGGUGUAAAGGGCAUUAUUGUAAGGGGGGAAAGUUUGCAACGACAGUAAGCUGUAUUUAGCUGUAUUUAUUUGUUAGAUUUUUUUUGCGCAUGACAGAAUUCUGUUUGUUGAAUAAACUGUCUCUUGUAGCUACUGAAGCUGAUUUUAUUCAUAAAGCAAGAAUGUCUUUGCUCCUUGUUACUGUAUAAAUAUAUAUAUGUUGUGGGUUCUGCUGUUUUGCUUGCAUGUAGCAAUGCAUGCUAAGGAGAAUGUAAAGCACUCUAUGUGAAUGCAGGAGAGCUACAUUUAAAGGUUUUUUUGUGCCACGUUUAACACAGAGAUGAAGACUCAAAUCUUUGACUUAAAGACUUUACAUUCUUUGCAAUAACUGAGGAAUCUGUCGGUUUAUUCAAAGAACAAAUUUAGACCAAAUCAGAACAUUUCAAACUUCACAGCAAAGUCAAGAGCAGAACUCUGUUCUUAAGUGAAAUGUUGACAAAACAAAAACAAAACACAACAUUUCCACUUUUUCCUGGUUGUCACUAAUGACAACCAGCUCAAAUUUCUGAUAAAAAAAUUAAUUAUUUCCACACAAUGUGUUGAGAACAAGCUGCAAAAACUCAACCAUGUCAUCCUUUCCUCACAGCUCCAGAAGCAAGAACAAAUUUCUUGGUUUAUGCAGAAUAUGUAACGAUGACUUCAGACUCGACUUACACUCUAAGUUUGAGACUCGAGUCUCAUGUAAUGCAGGUGAACAGUUCACCUGUAGCUCAUUUUAGUAGGUAACCAAUAAGGCUACCUAGUAAAGUUUCAAGUUGGUCUGUUUUGGUUUCAUGCUAAAACUGAUCACCAUUUAGUUCAGUAAGUAAGAUGAUAGCAGAGCUCUGAUGCAACAGGGUUGCGUUCGAUUAAUUAAUCAGGGAUGCUUGCAGACUACAGACCAUUAAUGGCUCAUAGCUACCGGUUCAUAUCUAAUGUAGCAUCAUAGUAAUGACUAUAUGGAUGUCUCUCAUUUUGAGUUGUGACUGGGUUAUUUGAGGACACACUCAAUUUACAUCCAACGUCUUUUUAGAUUGGUAACAGCAUUAAAAUAAAAAGUAGGGGUGGGCAGUUUUAUCACAAUAUUUUGUACAACUGUGAUUUUUUUUUUAUCAAUAAAAAUGACAAUAAGAACUAUUACUUCAGUUUAACUUAAUAGCUGUGACUGCAUGACAGAGCAAUUGUAGCUCCACAAACACAAAUACUGCUCUUGAAGAACGCUGGUCACAUAAAGGUCACGGUAACUGGUUUAACCAUAUUAUCAAUUUGAUUAUUGUUUAUUGAUCUGGACAAUAAGGACAGUUUGGGUUCUUAAGCAUCAAUAAUUCUAAUUUAUCAUGACAGCGAUAAAUCAAAAUCCUUAUCAUGAAAAGAAAUUCAUCAGGAGAAUGAUAAAUGAUACGAUAAAUUCCCACCUCUAUUGAAAAGAUUUGCACUGUCCUGUUCUUAUUGAAAACACUUCCUUACUGAUCGAAUCAAAAACUAGUUGUAAUCUAUCUUUCAUUGAGCAAUUUCAUAUUUUAAUUGGGAAGACAUUUUGUGUCUCACAAUUAAGGCUCAUAAUAAUGAGUUAUAUCCAUAACAGUAACUCUGUGGUUUCCCCCAUGCAUCCAGUGUGAGAACGUUCAGAGUACUUAGAGACUCAUGACUUGACUUGAACUUGGAAAAAAUGACUUGUGGACAUCUUUUUAGUAAAAGGUUUAAUAAAAGGAAUGGGUAUUUUGCUUACCAAUGAAGAGACUUACAAACCCCCCGGAGGGCUCUUGCUUAAAGAUAAGUCUUAAAUUUUCCUGCCAUAGAAAGAUGAUGUCAUAAUUCUAGUUUUAUAUUUAAAAAGCCUUAAAGAAGUUUGACCAAGCACAUCAGAUAAGUGACUAUUUUACACAAUGAGAAUAAUACGAUAUUUUAUUACCUGACAUUGGAGUGAGGCGGUGAACACUCCGAUGAAUAAAAAACUUCAUGUUAGUAGUUGAACUAAAAUGGAUGUAGCUUGUAACAUAUAUGUAGCAGGUUAUUAAGGUCUGCAGAGGUUUUUAUCUUCCCACGACUGAAGGUGUUAUUGUAGUCCUGACUGAAGUUAUUCUCUUCCAGUAUUGUUUGACUAAACCAAAUGAGCGUACCGUUGAAUGUGGUUUGUUAUUUAGCCUCUUUCUUAUUGUACGUUGUUAUAUGAUUUUUAUUUAAAUUUUUUUUUGAAGAUUCUGUAUUCAUUUGUCUUCCCUUCAAAUGUGUGUUUUUACUUUCAGAGAAUAAAACC
Xiphophorus maculatus (southern platyfish) is the source of this 4831-nucleotide messenger RNA. RefSeq names its product potassium channel subfamily K member 15-like (gene kcnk15). Gene Ontology annotation, biological process: stabilization of membrane potential; potassium ion transmembrane transport. Lineage: Eukaryota; Metazoa; Chordata; Actinopteri; Cyprinodontiformes; Poeciliidae. Gene Ontology annotation, cellular component: membrane. The record is from RefSeq and is a predicted model, not a curated record. Gene Ontology annotation, molecular function: potassium ion leak channel activity. The transcript is spliced from 2 exons. Bases 1019 to 2563 code for a protein of 514 amino acids.